Molecule: messenger RNA, 1212 nt
Organism: Rhinichthys klamathensis goyatoka
Lineage: Eukaryota; Metazoa; Chordata; Actinopteri; Cypriniformes; Leuciscidae
Exons: 1
Coding region: 261-794 (177 amino acids)
Source: RefSeq, a predicted model, not a curated record
CGCUUCUCCAAGGGUCUUCUGGCACCAACUCUUCCCAAUCUUCUCCAGACGGUUCUUCAUCUAAUACCACACUACCAUCGGCCUCUGAAGCUAACGUCUCCAUCUCCACGACUUCCACUAUUACAAAACCGACCACUUUACAAAACGACUUGACAACUAAAGUGACUACCAACCUGCUGACAAAUUCAACAGAGAAGUCCACCACAGCUGAUGCAGUGCCAAAACCAGCGAUCAUAGCAGCCAUUCCAACAACACCAGCCAUGACAUCUACCACCACAACUACACCCAAACCAACCACAACCAGCCCUAAACCCUCUUCAGCAACUACCAGCACAACAACCACCACAACAGUUGCACAAACCAUAAUUCCAAAACACCCUUCACCUUCACCAUCAGGGACCAAAUCGUCUGUCAACAUCUCACCAUUAGUGCCUACAAAACCUUCAUCCAAUUCUUCCUCUAAACCAGUACAAACUUCUCCCAUUCCAACAUCCUCAGAUGAGAAGCCAAUGCCAACCACGCCAAAAACCUCAAUGAGCCCCUCAGUAGUGGCAUCCAAACUGCCGAAGGACAUUCCCAAAAGGGACCAAGCCAUUGUUAAGGUGGCCGGAGACUCUUUGACCAGCCACCUGUUGAACACAAGCUCUCUGCUGGCCGUUCUUCUGUUUGGCCUCCUCUUUUUCGUGGUCACGGUGGCGCUGUUUCUCAAACAAGCGUACGAGAGCUACAAGCGAAAGGACUACACUCAGGUCGACUAUCUCAUCAAUGGAAUGUACUCCGAUUCGGGGGUCUGACCGGUAUUUUGUGGUUUACAUUUCAGUGUAUUUCCGUUUGGUAGCAGAUUGACUUUGGUUUGAGGCCCCUUGGUAGCACUCGCUCACAUUUCAAACGCUCGAAAGCCCUGUACGACUUCUAGCUAUGGGAAUCUAGCUGGUGCUCGAGUGAGUUGGUGUGACGUAUAUCUUUUGUUUCUAUGCAGAUUUAGCUUCCACAUAAUUCUUGGCACACGGGGCUGAAGCCUUAGUAUUAACUUAGCCCUCAACCUUCAUUCAACGAACAUUAUAAGGGAUUCAUAGUGCAAUAUUUGGAUAUGUUUUGUCUAAUCUGUCAUGUUCAGUGUUUCAUCUGCAGCUGAUGAGUUGGCUGCAAUAAUUGCCUUUUUAUGUGUGUCGGAACGGUUCAGGAACAUUUAAAGAAUUAUGAAUGCCCUUU